This is a messenger RNA of Megachile rotundata (alfalfa leafcutting bee), 3013 nucleotides long. Its product is annotated as leucine-rich repeat-containing protein 40. Gene Ontology annotation, cellular component: cytoplasm. The record is from RefSeq and is a predicted model, not a curated record. Gene Ontology annotation, molecular function: protein binding. Lineage: Eukaryota; Metazoa; Arthropoda; Insecta; Hymenoptera; Megachilidae.
UUUUACAUAUUUAAACAAUUUUUAUUAAUUUUUGUAUUACUGUUUCAAUAGGAAAGUCUGCACAUGUCUGUUCUGAUUGGUUCAACAUGCUCUAACUUAUAGAAUCGCAUAUGCGCAUUUAUGAUGUGAUACCGAAUGUAUAUAACCAGCGAUAUAAUGUUUAUUUGAACGGGGUAUAAAUCUAUUGUUGAACUACUAAUGAAGUAUAAAAUAGACCUAUCAUCCUAUAGGAUGAUUCAUAUUUCAUGUACUGAAAUACCGAUCGUACAAAAUAUCAAAAUGUUCGUUGCGCCUCCUACGAUAUAGAGCGGUGGAUUUAGGAAUGACAAUAUAUGCUCAUGUCAUCAACGCGCAAUGAAUAAAAUAAUGAAUUAAUAUUACGCUUAUCAAUCUGUAAACAAUGUGUGCAUUAAGAACAAUAUGAGUGGUGUUAAAAAAAAAGUCAAUCAUUUGGCAGUAUUUAAGCAACGAACAAAAACUGACGACAAUGCUGAACUGUCUGAGGUUAUUAUUAUAUCCGCAAGAAAAACUGGAAAUUUAAAUCUCUCAUCGAGAGGCUUGUCUACGGUACCUAAUAAAGUAUGGAGUAUAAAUGAAUUGACCGAUGAAGAGGUAAAGGAGUUACAUUAUGAACUUGAUUAUGUACAUGAAAAUGAACGAUGGUGGGAGCAAGAAUUACUCAAGACAUUGGACUUGAGCUUUAACAGCUUAGUUGUAAUUGAUUCUAAAAUAGAAUGUUUAUCAGAGUUGACCACAUUGCUUUUACAUGACAACUUGUUAGAAAAUCUACCUCCUGAAAUUGGUAAUUUAAAGAAAUUGGAAGUGUUAAAUUUAUCAAAUAACAAGCUGAAACAAUUACCACAUCAAUUUUACCAACUGAAUGAAUUACGUGAAUUAUGCUUGAAAAAUAAUAAGUUAAAUAAACUGAGUCCAGCAAUUGGAGACUUAAUUAUGUUGACUCAUUUGGAUCUAUCCAACAACAAUUUAUCUGAAUUACCAAUAGGUAUGGGAUAUUUAGUGAGAUUGAAAUCUUUGGAUUUAAGUCAUAAUCUGUUAACAGAAUUACCACCAGAUUUAACAAAUAUAAGAGCGUUACAAAAGUUAGAUGCAAGUUGUAAUCAGUUGGAAGUGUUGCCACCUAUGGGUGAUUUGAGGAAGGUAGAAACAGUGAUGUUGCAAACAAACAAAUUAACAACAUUCCCUGAUAUGUCUGGUUGUACAUUAUUAAGAAUACUUCACUUGGCUGAUAAUAAUAUUACUGAAAUUGAUAUGUCUUGUUUGGAAGGUGUGGGACAGUUAAAAGUUUUGACAUUAGGCAAUAACAAAAUUGAAACAAUACCAGAGGAUAUAAUAAAAAUGGUAUAUUUAGAAAUUUUUGAUCUGUCACACAAUAAAUUAACUAUGAUACCGAGUUAUGUUGGUAUAAUGCCCAAUUUGAAACAAUUUGUAAUUAAUGGAAAUGAUGUACAGAAUAUAAGAGCUGAUAUAAUAAGGUGUGGUACACCUAGAAUUCUAAAACACAUACGACAAAGUAUCGAAAGUACAAACUUAAAUACAAAAGAAUGUGUGAUAUCAGAUGCCAAUCAAAGUAUUUAUCCAGAUAAAUAUACAAUGCAAAGUACAAAAUUGCUUAGUUUGGCUGGACUAAACCUCACUGAAUUGCCGCAAGAAGUGUUGGAGAAUGCAUGUAAAGCUGAUGUAGGCACAGUGGAUUUAAGUAGAAAUAAACUCUCAGAGUUACCUGAUCAGAUGUGUGUUAUUGCUAAAGUUGCUGAUUUAAAAUUGACAUCUAAUGAAUUAACACAUCUACCAGAAUGGAUUGGUGAAAAAUAUAAACAUUUGCAAGCUUUGGAUUUAAGUAGAAAUUUUCUAGAAUCGCUACCUUCCACGCUUAGCUUACUGAAAUACUUGCGAGAACUUAAUAUUUCAUUUAACAGGUAUAAAAAAAUACCGGAAUCUGUUUACGAUAUUGACUCUUUGGAAAUAUUAAUUGCAAAUGACAACUCAAUCACGGAUAUUGAUGUACCAUCUUUACAAAAAUUACAAAAAUUAGCAAUAUUAAAUCUUGGAAACAAUAACAUUGGAUAUGUACCACCGGAGUUGGGUAACUUGAAGAAUAUAAGGAGUUUAUUCUUAUCUGGCAAUUUAUUUAAGCAACCACGGCAAGCAAUUUUAGCAAAGUCUACAGAAGAAAUUCUUGCAUAUCUUAGAGACAGAAUACCUCGUUCAAAUUGAAGAAUUGUUGAAGUGCAUUUAAAUGUUUAGUCCACUUGGAUAAAUGUUGUACAAGAAGUAACAAAAUAUUUAAGAUGCCAACUAAGAAUUGUUAUUUAAAAAUCACAUUUUAUAAAUAGAUUAUUUAAUGAACCAUAAAUGAAUAUCUUAUAAAUUAUUUUUCCUUGAUACAUUCAUAUAAAGAAAACAGAUAUUUAAGAUGUUUCUAAAAUUUCUUUAUUUUGAAAUUAAUUAAAAUAUUUUGACAUGUGUAACAUACAUUUAAAUAAAUAUGUGCCAUUAAAUGAAUCCUAAACAAAUUUGAUAUGUGCGAUUCAGUAAAUCGGAUCAUAUAAAUAUUUUCAAUUUCGAACAUUAACAUCACAAAAUUGUUAAAAAAAGAAUAAAACAAUUAGUAUUGAUAAUCUUAAACAUCACACAAACAGGCUUUCCACAAAACGAGUACAUUGAUUAUCUAUCCUAUAUUACCCAUAUGUAACAUUGUCAUUUAUAAUUAACAACAGAUACACAUAGUUAUUUUAUCUUAAAAAUUUUGUUCAAUUUUAUAUUCAUAUAAAAAUCUGUAACACGAUAAUGUGUACGGUUUCUCGUCAGCAACUUAAUAAAGGUCACUUGUUAUAAUUUUAUCAGUGAAAAUAAAUCUACAUAAUGAUUCUGAUGUGUUCCUCUAAUUAAAUAAUUUCAUAAGUAGAAUGAUAUAUAUUUAUGUACGUGUAUGUAUGCUUCAUAAACUACUUGCUUCUUUUGUUGCUUACAAUAUACCGUGCAUAUUUUGUAU